UGUAGGGAAUAGCAGAUGAUAGAACUUCUUGUUAUACCUAUCACUUAUUCCUGAGAGACCAGCACCCAGGUCCAGACACAGCCAUGGUGAUAUAAGCCACAUGACUGAGGGGACAGUGCUGAACCCUCUGGCAGACAGAAAGCAGGCAACAAAGAAGUCCAUGAUCUGGAACAGGGAUUUCCAGACCUGAGUGAUGGCCAUUGAGAACUGCACCGUGUUUACAGACUUCAUACUCUUAGGACUCUCUGGCAGGCGGGAUGUGCAGCAGGGGCUCUUUGUGCUCUUCCUGCUGGUUUAUGGCAUCACUGUGAUUGCAAACCUGGGGAUGAUCCUGCUGAUCAGCAUGGACCCCCGACUCCACACACCCAUGUAUUAUUUCCUGAGCAAUUUGUCUUUCUGUGAUGUCUGCUACUCCUCCACUAUCUCCCCCAAGAUGCUGGUUGAUUUCUUAUGUGAGCAAAAGAGGAUCCCAUAUAAUUUAUGUGUGGUGCAGAUGUUCUUUUUUGGUGCCUUUGCAGCCGUGGAAUGUGUCAUGCUGUCUGUCAUGGCAUAUGACCGUUAUGUAGCCAUUUGUAAUCCACUUCUGUAUACAGUUACCAUGUCCAGGAGAAUGUGCAUCCGGCUGGUGGCCACUGCCUACACCGCAGGUUUUAUAGAUAUGGCAAUCUUCACGUCUUGCACUUUCCCGUUAUCAUUCUGCAAUUCCAAUAUCAUCAAUCACUUUUUCUGUGACAUCCCACCCUUACUUGCCCUUUCUGCCUCAGACACAACCACCAGUGAAAUAGCAUUGACUGUUUCCUGUAGCUGUGUUGUGGGGUCCAGUGUCAUCACUGUCCUCCUUUCCUACAGCUACAUCAUAACUACCAUCCUUCGCAUGACGUCAGCUGAAGGCAGACACAAAGCCUUCUCUACCUGUGCCUCCCACUUAACCGCUGUGGCUAUAUUUUAUGGGACACUCCUCUUCAUGUAUUUCCGACCCAACUCGAGUUAUUCCAUGGACACGGACAAAAUGGCCUCUGUUUUCUACACAGUUAUUAUCCCUAUGUUAAACCCACUGAUCUACAGUUUGAGGAAUAAGGAUGUGAAAGGUGCCCUGAAAAAGAAGUCGUUGUCACUAAAUUAAGUUCUGAGUGAAAACAUGUUCACCAAAAAAUAUUUAUUUAGAAUCAUUGAGAAUUAAAAUUUAAGGACUUUGACACAUUUUUCUGUAGUUUCACAAAUAAAAUUCUAAAUAUUUCUUUAUUCACAUUUGUGCCUAAAUUGAAUGCAGAGAAUAGUCAUCAUGAAUCUUGAUCUCUUCAAACUAAAGACAGGUAACAAGUUUACUCUUAGUUUUGUGAAGAGGGUUUUUAUGUACUACUCUGCUCUACUCAUGGGUAUAUAUCCCACAGAGGUAUGGGCAUAGUACCAUCCCCCUCCAUGUUUAAAGCUCUAUUUGUUAAACAACGGUUUUAAUGAAAUUCUCUUUCCCUAACUCAAAGGUCCUUAAAUGUAAGGUCCUUGUUUUUCUUGAUCAUUAUUUCUAGUUUGUUAUUUACAAUGCUCAUUUUCAGGAUGUCAUUCAAAAACAUUUAUGGAAUGAAUGAAGGUAUGUCUUCUAUAAGACUGGUAUAAAAAAAUACCCUUUGUCAGUGAAAAAGGAAAAAAAUCUUCCUUUGUGUUAUUUUAUUCUAGCACAUUCAUUUUACACAUAUUCCACCUGUAUUUCUUCUUUGCCCAAGACUGAGUAUCAGGGACACAGAUCAUGUAAUGUAGACAACUUCUCAGAUCCUCUAUUUCUGAUCACUCUACCCCAGGGGUCAGCAGGAUCAGCAGCUCUAGAUUCACGUGGCACAUCAUAGCCUUCACAUCAGAUUGUGAAUUUCCCCUCUUGCCCUCACUCUUGGGAUCAGAUACAUGCUCUUGACAACUGAACAGAAACUGCAUGAAUGGCAUUGGGGUUAUAGGACUUUGACCUCCUCUACUAGCCACUAGAAAAGAGGACUUUACCUUUACAUGAUCAUAGCAUUAUACUAAUUAUUUUUUUUAAUAAAAUGUCCAGUUGAUACAGAUUAGGUGGAAAUAGAGUUACUAUACCAUGUGAUCUCACCUAUAAGUGGAAAUAAAUCAGCAAAAUAAACAGUGAGCAAAAUAGAGCCAGAGGCAUGGAAAUAAAGAACAAACUGAC
This is a messenger RNA of Phyllostomus discolor (pale spear-nosed bat), 2167 nucleotides long. RefSeq names its product olfactory receptor 1020-like. The coding region runs from base 194 to 1123 and encodes 309 amino acids. The record is from RefSeq and is a predicted model, not a curated record. NCBI's taxonomy places the organism in Eukaryota, Metazoa, Chordata, Mammalia, Chiroptera, Phyllostomidae. Gene Ontology annotation, cellular component: membrane. Gene Ontology annotation, biological process: G protein-coupled receptor signaling pathway; sensory perception of smell. Gene Ontology annotation, molecular function: odorant binding; olfactory receptor activity; G protein-coupled receptor activity. The transcript is spliced from 2 exons.